Molecule: messenger RNA, 3366 nt
Organism: Bathycoccus prasinos
Lineage: Eukaryota; Viridiplantae; Chlorophyta; Mamiellophyceae; Mamiellales; Bathycoccaceae
Exons: 2
Coding region: 1-3366 (1121 amino acids)
Cellular component (GO): membrane
Source: RefSeq, a predicted model, not a curated record
AUGAAUCAAGUGAAACGUUUGGACGAGUGGAUCGCCUCGCGGCCGAUUUUAAUCGCCUCGGUGACUUUUACGAUAGGGAUAACGCUCACAGCGAUCGCUUUUUUAGUGACCGGGAUACGCGUGAGCACGGAAGGAUGGAACGUGCGAGGGACUUUAAUCUCGAACAGAUACAUACAGUUUGAAACGUUCGUGGAAUCGGGGAGUUGCGACGACGGCGCGUGUUACGUGAACCCGUACAGACUCAACGCGAACGCUCUGUCUGCUCCAAAAACCAACUCCUCUCGUCGGCUUCUUCGCAGGACCGUUUUAGAGUUUCCGACGCAUCCUCUGUGCGAGGAUUUAUCGUAUCACGGAGAUGUUAUGUACCCGAAUUUAGAUGUAGUGUUCAUGGCGAACGACGAAGGGGUGGAUUUAUUUACCGCGCAGGCAUUUCGGAAGAUGUGCGAAGUAGAGGAGAACAUCAUGGGACAAACGAAUUGGAACAACUAUUGCAGAGGAGGAGCAGCGCCGAACCAAGUGGAAAACUGUUAUUUGAGCGAUUCGUCGUUGGAAAAUCAAGCGCCUUUGUAUUACACGAAAACGAUGGUAGACGACAGCGGGACGCAAAUGUACGCGAGGGGAUGUUAUAACGCGAAUUCGUACCCUCAAAUGGUAAAACACGUUUUGUCGUUGAGUUCGUGCGAAGAGAUUGAAACGAAUACCGUAUCGGGGACAGUCAUCGCGAAUUUAAAAACGGCGGUUUUGGCGUGCGUGGACGUUUUAGCGACGGAUAGUAACGGUGUUUGCGCGACAUUGACGUCGACAGAUUUGGGAAUACCUGGUGCGGAAGAUGCUGUGGACGCGGUGACGUUUGAGCCGCGCGAGUAUUACAUCAGCGCGUUUCUAAACGGGAAGUUUUCCAGCGAUUUCCCAAAUUUAGUCACCACGAGGAGCUAUUUACCCAUGGAUUGGUCGAGAAGUUCGAUGGAAAACUCGAUGAAAUACUUGGUCAAUUUAGGCGAUAAGAAGAACGUUUUGGAAGUCUCCAACGAUUUGUUCUACACAAUUUACGGGUCGGAAAACGAUUUAUACGACUACGUCACAGACAUUGAGUUGUAUAGAGAUAUGCUGUUAGCUUCGGGAGCAGUUAUUAUCAUCUUGGUAAUGAUUAUUUGCCACACCGGCUCGUUAUUUCUAACGUUAGCCGCGGUGUCGCAAAUCGUGUUGAGCUUCCCGGUGGCGACGUUCUUCCUAAACACAGUUUUGAGGAUCAAAUUCUUCCCGUUUCUGAAUUUCAUCGGUUUGUUUGUCAUCUGCGGCAUCGGUGCGGAUGAUUGUUUCGUCUUUCUCUCGAAAUGGGAUCAAGCGAAGGCGCGACUACCGCCAAAAUCGCCGGCGAAGGAUGUCAGCAAAAUGUGUUACUGGGACGCCACGUAUUCCAUGUUUCUCACUUCGACGACCACUGCCUGUGCAUUUUUCAGUACCGCUGGGUCGUUGAUUCCUCCGGUGCGCGUGUUUGCAAUUUUUAUGGGAUGCAUGGUGGUUUUCGAUUAUAUUUUUGACGUGACCAUAUUCGCCGCUGCGGUGGCAUGGCAACACGACAAGAAGAUUGAGUUGAAAAAAAGGCGAUACGAGGAGGGCAGUAAAUGGGCCGGGUGGAUGCUUUCGAUAUUUUUUGAAAUGCCUAAAAUAAUUAGACGACCGCAGUGCGUGAAACCAGAUUUAGACGACGAUACGAAAGAUGAUGAUGAGGAACGACAAGAACAAAAAUCACCAAACGAGAAUGGUGGUAUCAGAGGUAACAAGAGCAGAUUAAUUAGUGAGAACGUCUCUAGAGAGCUCGUAUUCCCGGUCGUGUACAAACUCAGAUACGUGCUCGUCAUUGCCGCCAUCGCGUUAGGAUGCGCCUCGUCCUACGGCGGGUCCAAAUUAUCGUUACCGACGGACUCUUCGGUCGAGUUACUCCCAGAUGAACACGUUUUGACGAAAUACUCGCGAGUUAUGCGUUCUUCAUUCAAAUCCGCCACCGAAUCGCAAAUAGAAGUGGACGUCGUUUUCGGUUUGCAAGCGAAAGACGACGGCGAUUACAACGAUCCAUCCUCGGUGCCGAAUUUUGCCAUCGAUACGACUUUUGACAUGUCCGCGCCAGAGGCGCAAACAUGGUUGUACAACUUUUGUCAGAAAGGCAAGGCGAUUGCGUACGGGAACGAGUCGAGGUGUUGGAUGGAUACGUUUGUGUCGUGGUUAGAAGAUAUGGACGCGGCUUGGGCGUCCGAAAACGACGAUUCCCGAUAUCGCAACACGGGAGGUGGAACUGAUCAAUGUAUCAAUGAUUCAUCGUGCGAUUUUAAUUCCCAAUAUGCAUCUGGCGUGUGGGCCUGGAAAGACAAUUGCGCGCAGAGAAAAACACUGCCGAUACCGCAGGAAAAUUUCAUAGGAUGCAUUUAUGGAUGGACCAUGGACUGGAGUUCGAGCUACAACGGGGGCACGUAUUAUUUGAAAAACAACAAGAAAAUGAUCGAUUCGUUGUACAACGAGAGAUACGACAGUUCCGGCACAACACUUCUGGAAUCCUACGAUUCUGUGAAAAUGCUUCUCACAGUCGUUUCGUUUUCGCUCGAUAUUGGAUGGAACGAAGAAACGUCGUUAUUAAAAAAACGAUGGCAAACGUGGGAAUCCUUCAUUUACGAGGAACUCAAAACGGCCCCGGCUGGAGUUAAAAACGGAUGGCAAACCGACCGAGGCGCCUGGCGAUGGUUCGAUACCGUCGAGAAUAUGAACGACAACUUUCGCGAAGCGACGUUGAUGUGUCUAGGUAUCGCCCUCGGCAUCGCGUUGAUCUCCACCGCGAACAUUGUUGUCACUAUACUCACCAUCUUCUCCAUCGGCACCAUCCUCGCCUCGACCAUUUCCGUCGUCGUUUCCUUAGGCUGGACGCUCGGAUUCCUCGAAGGGAUUUGCCUCUGCAUCCUCAUCGGUUUAUCCGUCGAUUUUGUCAUCCACAUGGGCCACGCCUAUUGCGCCGCCGCCGAACGAGGCGUCCACACCCGAGUCGACCGCACGCGAGAAGCUUUCGCUCGCAUGGCUUUCCCCAUCGCCUCCGCCGCGUUCACCACCUUCGCCUCCGCCUGCGUCCUCUUCUUCUGCACCAUCACAUUCUUCCAAAAAUUCGGUACCAUCGUCAUGAUUUCCAUGGUUUGCGCGUUGUGCGUCUCGUUGGCGUUUUACGUCGCCUUAUUGUCGGUGUUAGGCCCGGAAGGGAGCUUCGGGAACAUCCGAGACUUUAAGAAUAUGUGUUCGUGCAAACCGACAAAGUCGUCUGGGCCAAACUCCUCCUCGCGACCAGGAAACCAAGAAGAACAAGAACAAGAACAACUAGAGAGAUAA